AUAAACAAAACAUAUUCAAACACAAUGAUCACAUAGUCUACAAUUUUCUUCUUUUGCUUUCAAUCUUUCAAACUACAAGUUCACGUCUCCAUUUGUUAAAGCACACAAAACAUCUCUCAAAUUCCUUCAAGGGUUUUGCAGCAAUCAUCUUCUUCCGAAGUGGGUAACCUUUUACUAAACAGAUCUACCUGUCAUCAAGCCUAAAAAUCAGGCUUUUGAGCCCUCUUCAAAAGUUCAAAGUUCACGUUCAUGUCCUCCUGCCAGCGUUGCAUAAAAGAUCGAUCAUGGAGUUCUGGGUGGUUGCAGCAGCUACUGGUGCAGGUUACGUGGCCAAGCAUUGGCAGAACUUAUCAGGGGAGAAAGAUGGCUCAUCAAAGCAGUCACAACCUCUGCCAUCGCCACGCCUGCAACAAGACGCACGCCAAGUGUUCGACAAAAUACCUGACCCAGUUUUCCCAUUGCCAAAGUUAGCAAAAAGAUGCUUGUUAGACAGAGAUGUUGAUCAGGUUUCAGGUUCAACUUCAACCUUUAUCGAGAAACGAGUAGAUCAAGAUCACACAAAUGAAAUCAACGGAAAACAAGAGUACUUAGACACAUCUUCUGACAAUCGUUUACACAAAUUCAAAACCAAGAACAUGAACAGAAAACCAUUCACGAGUCUACGGCCCUUAGUGGUAACUGGUAACAACAAAGACUCAAAAGAUCAUAAGGUCGUGUUGAUGGAAGAAAAAGAAAAUGGCAAUGGUGCAUGUAUAGACGACUCACCAUUCUUGGAACAACCAAUUGGAUCAAUGAAGCUUCCAAAAAGACAAAACGAAAAUUUUGACAUGGUGUUGUUAUUUGUUGGUAUUACAAUGGGGAUACUAUCGGGUACUUUUACUAAUCAAAAAGAAAUCGAGCAUCUAAAUGAUUUGCUAGAACAAGCUGAGAAUAUGGUUAAAGAUUUACACUCUAAACUUGAAAUAAAAGAUGGAUUUACCACAAAGAAGCUUGAAAUCGAGCCAGAUGUAACUGCAAUUAAUAGUCCAAAAGGGGAAAAGUUUGAAAAGUUUGAGUUAACAAGUGACAUUGAGGCAGAACUUGAGGCUGAGCUUGAGAGGUUGGAAGAAAAUAUGAAGAGUUGCACAACGCAAAGAUUGUCUAAUGUUGUUGAGAUUGAUUCAGACUUUGAAGCAGACAUGGCUAGAGGAGAUCUGAACCUAGAUACAGUCACUUGGCAACUCGAUAGCCAAUCAUCCGAAUCAGAUCCCAGGGGCAAAACUGGAAAAAGUAGCAAAAGUGAAAACACCAACCGCGUUUUCACUCCAAACUACGCAGUUUCAUCAAUAGACUUACAAUUACGCCUUCAUGAAGUAAUCGAAUCCAACCUCGAAGCACGUAUCAAGGAACUCGAGUCACUUCUCAAAAAUCAAAAUACCCAAAAUACCCCUCGUUCACAUUCACCAUGCCCACAAGAAGAAAACUCUUUCUGGGACUUUGACCACACCAGAAUCGAAUCUUUUUCAUCAACCCCUUAAAAGAAAAAGAUCAUAAAGUACAACCAUAUGUACAAGUACAUAAUGAAAGGGGUAUUGGGAAUUGUUUAUUUUUAUAUAAAAAAAGAAGAAGAAAUGAAAAUCUAGAGAGGGAAAACUUUCUUAUGUUUGAAAUAAAACAAGAAACAGAUAUACAAAACUCCACAUAAACUUGCACUGAUGGAAACAACCCAAUUGAAUCUAUUUGGCUCGUUGAAAACAUCAUCUUCAAAGUUCAUUCCAAAUACAGCUGUCACAACUGCAAAUACUGUUGCUAAAAAUGUAGCAGCUGUUAAAAGCAGCUCGAAUUUAAUCAGCUUGUUUUGAACAUUUCCCUAUUUAAUUAUAUAAUAUAAACUUCCAUUAGAAUCAAUAAUCAUGAAACAGAUAUAAGUUCAUGGUCAUAGAAAAUAUGGUUUGCUUACAAGCUUAAUGUUGAUGAGAUCUUCAGUGUCAUCGAUAUAUUCCUUGAGCUACAAUUGGAUAAUUUCAAUGAUGUUAAAUCUCAUGGUAGAUGUC
Lactuca sativa (garden lettuce) is the source of this 2033-nucleotide messenger RNA. RefSeq lists its product as uncharacterized. The record is from RefSeq and is a predicted model, not a curated record. Lineage: Eukaryota; Viridiplantae; Streptophyta; Magnoliopsida; Asterales; Asteraceae. Gene Ontology annotation, biological process: asymmetric cell division.